AUAAAAAUGUUCUAAACUCUUAACAUUCAUCAAUUAGGAACGUACUGUAGCGGAUCAAUAUGAAGAUACAAAUUAUUGCAGUUCAGCUACUUUUUACAGUAUGGUUUACCGAUGGGGCCACGUUCAGGACGGCGAACUACUACCAUUCCCAUAUGGUACUCCAGAAAUCUCCUGCAAAGGCGAAUAUUUGGGGUUACGGUAAUGCCGGCGCUGAUGUGUCCGUUACCAUCGAUGGGAAGACGGUUUCCCAUGUCACAAUUGGUUCGAACACACAAUGGAACGUCCUACUGCCUCCGAUGGGUGCUGGAGGGCCACAUGUAUUGACCUUCACAUCUGGCGGUGUCAAUGUGACCUUGAAUGACGUCAUGUUCGGGGAUGUCUGGGUCUGCUCCGGACAAAGCAAUAUGUACUUCCAAGUAAAACAGCUCAUCAACCAUACCGAUGUCAUGAAUCGAGCCCAUGCUUACUCGUCCUUGAGGAUUUUUAAGCUGGACCGUGUCCAGUCGGCCACACCCUUGACUGAGCCCACCAUACUUAACCAGUGGCAUCGACCGGGAAACGAUGCUACUACCUCUUCGUUUUCGGCUGUAUGUCUUCUCUACGCUAUGGAGCUCAUCCCAGACUUGGGAAUACCAAUGGGCAUGGUUGAGUCAUCUUGGGGCGGAACGCCAGUUGAAGCAUGGUCGUCACCAGAUGCUAUCAAUGUCUGCAAUGCUCAUCGUGGAAAACGUGGUCCCGGUACUCCGAGUGUACUAUGGAAUGCCAUGAUCCACCCGAUCCUCCCUAUGACCAUCGCUGGAGCCAUCUGGUACCAAGGCGAGAACAAUGCGGGUCACGCGGCACAGUACAGCUGUCAGUUUUCUUCUAUGAUCCAAGACUGGCGGGAAAAGUUUCACCAGCAGUCAGGACAACAAACUAGCCAGUUAUUUCCCUUUGGCUUCGUCCAGCUAGCACCAAACGCCAACAAAACGAUCCAUGCUGGCUUUCCGGACUUACGGUGGGCCCAGACAGCAAGCUACGGCUAUGUCCCUAACCCCACCCUUCGCAAUGUGUUCAUGGCCGUGGCGAUGGAUCUUCCAGAUUUUCACUCGCCUUAUGGAACAAUCCAUCCACGCGACAAAUAUGACGUUGCCGAGAGACUUGCCCUAGCUGCUCGUGUUGUGGCCUACAAUGAAAGCAACAUUGAAUAUCAAGGGCCAUUUCCCUCCAAGUUUACACUCAGUGGACACACUAUGACCAUUGAGUAUGACCAAGGAAACAACCCGAUUGAAGUGAGGUCCGACCGUGGAUUCGAGGUGUGCUGUGGUCACUCGAACAAUUUCACGUGCGGUAUCUACAACUUCCGUCCCGCUCCAAUCACGCAACACGACCAAUCAACCGUUACCAUUGAUACGUCAGUCUGCCAUGGUACAAACCAUUUUGUCACAGGGGUUCGUUAUGCCUGGGAGGUGAGUCCGUGUGAUGUCAAGAUGUGCGCUAUUUAUGGCGAGGAUGACGAUCUACCCGCUCCGGCCUUCAUCAAACACGUCCCCUUCUAAUGUGUUACAUUGGCAUUAACCAUACCUGAUCUGAAUGUUUGAUACUGUCAUGUAUUCGAUUCACAUUAAAUAUUCUCCUUU
Molecule: messenger RNA, 1619 nt
Organism: Mya arenaria
Lineage: Eukaryota; Metazoa; Mollusca; Bivalvia; Myida; Myidae
Product: sialate O-acetylesterase-like
Exons: 9
Coding region: 60-1538 (492 amino acids)
Biological process (GO): carbohydrate metabolic process
Molecular function (GO): sialate O-acetylesterase activity
Source: RefSeq, a predicted model, not a curated record